AUGGCUGCAGUUGGUUUCGAUAUGCGCUUCCAUUAUGUACUUGCAGGUUGGGAAGGAUGCGCAUCAGAUUCUAAAAUCCUAUAUGACGCAAUUAGUAAUGAAGGUAAUAGACUUGCAGUGCCUGAUGGUGGUGGGUAUCCUACUAUUUGUGGUUUUAUAGGACCAUAUCGAAGAGGCCGUUACUAUCUAAACGAAUUUACUUUAGGCCCACGAGCUCCCCAGAAUCACAAGGAGUUAUUCAACAAGCGGCAUUCCACGCUUAGAAAUGUGGUGGAGAGGACAGUUGGACUUUCGAAAGUUGAUGUAGUUAUUGCAUAUGCAAUAUUGCACAACUACAUCAUGAUGACUCGAGGAGCCGAUAGCAGAAGGGAGCUGUGUUUUCGAAGGAGGGUUGAGAGUCAACUCUUAAUUGAUGGAGAUGACGGUUUUUCGCAAUUGACUCAAGGGCAUGUUGAUCAUGAUGUGGACGUCAAUCUGCGAGAUGCCAUAGCGACGCAGUUGUGGGAGGCUUACCUAAGUCGCUAG
Molecule: messenger RNA, 525 nt
Organism: Amborella trichopoda
Lineage: Eukaryota; Viridiplantae; Streptophyta; Magnoliopsida; Amborellales; Amborellaceae
Source: RefSeq, a predicted model, not a curated record